Molecule: messenger RNA, 3661 nt
Organism: Pieris rapae (cabbage white)
Lineage: Eukaryota; Metazoa; Arthropoda; Insecta; Lepidoptera; Pieridae
Gene: SppL
Product: signal peptide peptidase-like 3
Exons: 10
Coding region: 220-1389 (389 amino acids)
Biological process (GO): membrane protein proteolysis
Cellular component (GO): cytoplasmic side of endoplasmic reticulum membrane; lumenal side of endoplasmic reticulum membrane; Golgi-associated vesicle membrane
Molecular function (GO): aspartic endopeptidase activity, intramembrane cleaving
Source: RefSeq, a predicted model, not a curated record
UAUGGCUGUCGAUCGACAAGCGUAGGGUAGGGUAGGAGUAAUAAGAGUAAAUAUUUUCUAUAUGAUUUUUUCUUAAAUUUUUAAUCACUCGAGUAUUUAUUACUAAGCAUGGAAUUAAGUGACGAAUAAGUGCUUUGAAAAUCAACGGCCCUCUUGUCUGAGGGGUCCAUAGGGUGUCCCAGCAGUGACCACUGGAUAACAAGGCUUUCGGGAAGUACAAUGGCGCAAGUAGGGGCAAACAUGGAAUACCAAGAAUACAAAUGGGCCUAUUCAAUCAUGGAUUCUUCAAGAGUAUCUGCGUGUCUGAUAUCUAUGCUCCUGAUCGUCUAUGGCAGUUUCCGAUCUUUGAAUAUGGAACGCGAGGCGAGAGAAAAGGCAGAACGCGAAAAAGAAGCUUGCUUAUUAGGCAAUAAGACACCGCCUAACUCUUCAUCUAGUAGUAAUGUACAAACAUUGAACACGAUGCAGGCGUUGUGUUUCCCUCUGGGGUCAUCAGUGGCCCUACUAGUUAUGUUCUUCUUUUUUGACUCCGUGCAAACACUCGUCGCGAUAUGUACAGCCAUUGUAGCCUGUGCGGCCCUAGCGUUUCUCCUAACCCCGCUGUGCCAGUACGUGGCCGGAGGAAGUCGGGCUGCGCUGUGCGGCCGGUACUCCGCCCCCGAGUUGGCCGCAGCUCUACUCGCCGCUGCCAUCGUUGCUGUCUGGGUGUUAACUGGACAUUGGCUGCUAAUGGACGCUAUGGGCAUGGGUCUGUGCGUGACCUUUAUUGCGCUGAUCCGUCUGCCGUCGCUGAAGGUGUCCACCCUUCUACUCACCGGUCUACUUCUUUAUGAUGUCUUCUGGGUGUUCUUCUCGUCAUACAUAUUCACUGCCAAUGUUAUGGUCAAGGUCGCUACCAGGCCAGCCGAAAAUCCAAUGAACGUGGUCGCCCGUCGCUUGCAGCUGGGCGGGGCGAUGCGAGACGCGCCCAAACUCUCUCUUCCUGCCAAACUCGUCUUCCCUUCCAUGCAUCAUCAGGGACACUUCUCUAUGCUUGGUUUGGGUGAUAUAGUGAUGCCUGGUCUUUUGCUGUGUUUCGUGUUGCGCUACGACGCGUACAAGAAGGCCACGCUUGUGUGUCAGAUGGGGCAAGUUCCUGGCCCACGUUCUAUGGGUUCCCGUCUGACAUACUUCCACUGCUCUCUACUGGGCUACUUCCUGGGACUACUGACGGCGACAGUAUCCGCGGAAGUGUUUAAGGCGGCUCAACCCGCACUACUUUACCUCGUGCCCUUCACGCUACUGCCGCUACUCACUAUGGCAUACGUUAAGGGUGAUCUAAGAAGAAUGUGGAGUGAACCGUUCAUAGCGCCACCGAACGGCAAGUUGGGGGCUGACUUCGAUGUCUGAAUGAAACUUUUCGUCUCACAACUUAUGGGUUCUCAGCCAAUGGUCUAAAACAGGUCCUGCAUAACUAUUUAUACUUAAAAAUGUCUGAAUUUAUUUUAUAAAUAGUAGACUAGUAAACAAAUAUAUACGCUACAGUACGUCAAGAACCGCUAUAGAUUUAGUAUUAAUUAGUGAGAAAAUCAUUAUAAAACUAAAAAUGUUUUACCGCGAAUUUGGAAAUCCUAUGUUUCAAAAUAUUGAGAAAAUAACAGAGAUAUCUGCAAUUUUUAGAUUUGCUAUAUCUAAAGUGCUAAUUGUAUCGAAAUGUGCGAAUUUUAAUGUCACAUACAAAAUUUCUUGCUUAUAAUAUGUUCUGUAGUUUGAAACAUUUAACCCCAACAAUAUUGAGUUCUCUCAAAGCUGAUGAAAUUUAUAAUGUUUAGACAGAACUUCAGACUAAAACAUUAAGUAAUAUAAGUGUGCAUGUUCUGUUUUGAGCUUUAAAUGAAUGGGUGAAAAUUGCCCAAUUUUAUUGUAAUAAAAUUGAUGUCUAUUAUACCAGUGACUAUUAAAACUAGCUGUUGUAAAGAGUUGAGAUGGACGCCGUAAUUUAAAUCAAAUUAAAAAGAUAAAACUUUUUUUUCUUAUUGACAUACUCAAUGUCAAAACUCAGUAGCCCCUGAAAAAACGUUUAAUUCUAUAUUUAAAAUUUAAAUUAUGCUUAUAAUGUGAUAUGGGCAUCAACUCAUAGAUUAUAUAUUUUUAAUCCUAUAUUGCUCUAAUCUUAAUUCUAAUUUGCGACUCAGCUCUAUAUCAAUUUAAGAAAAAUGAAAAUAAGGUUGUAUAAUUGGUGAAAUUAUUCAAGGAUAUUUGAAAUAAUAAAAAAAACCUUUAUGUAAUUUUAAAUUUAUGACAACAAAUGCCUGUGAAUUACACAUAAAAUGAAAUUUAUUUAAUUGACAUAUUCUAUGCAAUUAACAAUAAAAUAAUCCUUGGAGUAAAGUAGGGAUAGAAAAGAUUGUUCGCACUAUGCUUACGUGUGCAAAAGUUAUGGUAAAAAAAUGUUUUGUACACUUUCUUGACUAACUUUUUUAAAUACAAUCUUGUAAUUAACAUUAUUUUUUUACAUUCGAGGUUUUACUAAAAUGACUGAUUUGAAUCUAAAAAUAAUUUCUCUCUCUAUGUUGAAGUAGAAUUAAGCAUAAAAUAUAAAUGAAUCUCAUUUAUAAGUAGCCAGUACUUGUAUGAAAACUUUUUAAUAUUUACUGUUUUUAAAUGUUUAUUAUGGUUGGUGUUGAACAAAUAUGUAUGACUUUUUCAUUGAAUGUUAGGAACUGAUAUGUGUAUUAUCAAUUGGCAUAACUAAUUUUGCUAAAUGACUUAGGUACCAUGCGCAGAUAGUUUUUUCCUAAACAUAAAUAGAAUGGGUUACAAACAUAUCCAGUCUUUAAUUUAAGGUUUAAAAUAAUUUCUGAACAAAUUGUUGUAUUCAUGAUUAAAGGAAAUUUAAAAUUGUACCAGAUAAUUAGAAAUUGUUAUUACUGUAAGAUUUUAAUAUGAGUACUUUUUAUUUCCUACAGUUGGAUAGGUAAUCUUCAUUUAUCAUUUCUCCAAACCCACAUUAAACAACCCUUUUAUAUUCUUUGAUAGUAUGUUCAUUGCAGAGCUAGUUGUCUCAAACCUUGAGCAUAUUUGUGAAUUGAUAAAUCAUGGUCUGAUUAUUUUAAUUAAGGGACAUUUUAAUAGAAUAGUUAAGUUGUGUGAAUAAUUUUUUAUGAAUUUACAUGAACUUAUUUGCAAUUAGUAGUUUAAGUUAAAAUGAUACAAAUCUUAACCUAAACAGUAUUUUUCAAUGCAAUUAAUAUUGAGGCUUCUGCUUCAUCAGAAGAAACAUCCUUUUGCUGUUAGCUUGCCUUAUUGGUGGUUUUUUAGAUUUUUCCGUAACUUGUAAUACUAAAAGUGAUUUGUUGUUUUAAACUAACCACCCAGUUUUGUUGGAACCUUACUUUUGUACUAUGUAGGACAUUGAUAUAUUAAUAUUUUAAAAUGUCAUCAUUUUCCUAAAAAAGCUGUCUAACUUUUCAUACUGUAUUUGUUAGAUAUAUGAGAUUUUCAAAUGUAAAUAUCAAAAAUUACUUGUAAGAUUAAUGUAACUGUUUCAUUACAUCACAAGUAGAUUACAAUGUAUAUACAACCCUCACAACAUUCUUAUUGAAAAAAGGAAAAUGCAUUUAAUAUUUUUAUAUGUAUUUGUGACCUGUUCUAAUACUUAAUAAAAAUAUUAGAUGGACAA